AAAUAAUAUGAACAUGUAAAAGCAGUCAAAGAUGGAUGUCUGAGGACACUUCCCACUUGUAGAUUUGACUCAUUUUCUGUAAAGAAUCCUUUACUGUGGAAUUUAGUAAACCUUUGCCAUACCGAAUCAAUAAAAAUUUGAACUAAAAAUGUCGAGGUUAAGGGAGAAUCCGGAGAAGCUGUUUGAAGUGUUUAUUGAGGUUGGAAAACCAACAGCGCAUAAAUCAGAGCCAUUUAUUCUACAGAAGUAUCCACUUGACUUCAAUGAUGAGGAAGUGUUAAAGUCUGUACCUAAGUUUGCGUUUCCAUGUGACACAGAAAGGUAUACGACCACUGUGGACCACUUCACGUUCACACUCACCGACCUGGACAGCAAGUUUCGCUUUGGGUUCUGUCGCCACGCAACGGGGGCUCAAACCUGCCUGUGUAUAGUCAGUUUCCUCCCAUGGUUUGAAGUGUUUUACAACUUGCUAAACAUUCUCGCGGAAAUCACAAAUCGGACAGACGACAACGAUGUCACAGCCAUGCUGCGGGCUGCAUACGUUCAGGAAGUACCUGGAUCUGGACUUCCUGUCACCAUAGUGUCUGGUCAGGAGAUGAUGAGCUUCAAGGCACCAGAAGUCAAUAAAUUACCCAGCAUUCCUGCCAGCAGAAACCUCCUUGAGUAUUACAAUGCAGUGGACACUGAAAACAUGAUGACAAUAUUUGCGAGCAUGCUACAUGAGAGGAGAAUCAUUGUCACCUCUAAGAAGUUGAGUCGCCUUACAGCCGUAGUGUACGCCUCGAGCAAUCUACUCUAUCCCAUGUAUUGGCAACAUCUUUUCAUACCUGUCCUACCGGAAUUCCUUAAAGACUAUUUGAGUGCACCAAUGCCAUUUGUAAUUGGAGUACAUGUGACAUUAAUGGAGAAAGUGAAUAAAAUGGAACUGGGAGAUGCAGUCAUAGUGGAUGCAGACAAUAACAAGGUCACCACUCAAUACGAUGACCUGGUUGAUCUACCAGAAGAAGUGUCCCAUUAUUUGAAGAAGUAUCUUAAGGGUGAGAAGCUGUCAGCCUCCAUGCAGGGAGCAGGGGAUGCCAUAUCAAAGACAUUCAUGAUGUCCCUUGUGAAAUUAAUAGGUGGUUACAGGGAUGCGCUGAAGUUCACAGAAGGGGAGACAAUCACGUUCAGUCCAGAGGCAUUCGUACAGUCGAGGCCCCUGUCCAUGCAACCCUUCUUGCAAAACAUGCUGCACUUGCAGAUCUUCCAACAGUUUAUCGUUGACCGCCUGGACAUGCUGAACUGUGGAGCAGGGUUUGCAGACUUGUUUGAGCAGGAGUGCCUGGUCCAUGCAGAUAAACUGAACUCACAGACACGUUACAAUGAAUGGCUCGGCAAAAUGAAGAAACAAGGGAAGAAACUCCAAAAGGGAGGCAAGGAUGUCUGGUCAGACUUCAAAGUGAAGGCAAAGCCGGUUAUGAAGGAAGCUAGAGGAGUGAUGGAUAUCGUAACCAAUCGGGCAAAACCAAUAAUAAAAGAGGCAAAAGGAAAGAUGAAUCUGGUCACUAAUCAGGUAAAAACCCAGGGUAAAAAAGCAUAUUCAAAGGCUAGGACCAAAUUCAAUGAUUUUAAGAAGGAUGAUGAUUCCCCAAAAUCUGGGUCGCCCAAAACGGCAAAGUCUGUCCGUCAUGGGCCCAAAACAAAGUCUUUUUCAAAAGACAAACCACCUGAUCUAUCGAGAGAUAGACCAUCAACAAUUGUCGGGAAGCCUCUUGUAUCACAGAGACCAAUACGACCUUCGACCACCAGCCCAGCCUUGGUUGGAGGACAUUCAACCCAUAUGAGCAUACCAACCACGUUUGUGUCCCACGUGGAUGGAGACAAGUGCGUGAGCCCGAGCCCUGAUGAUAACGAUGUGAUGGUGUACAACAGGGUGAGCUGCACCCUCAUGGCUGACCCUGACAUACAAAAUGCCAUCUACAAGUCAGCCAGCGCCGAACACCUGCCAGGAUCUAAACUCUUCAUCAAGUCUAAUGACAGCAGCGACUCAUCGUCUACCGACGGUGACCUUGACGGUGGUGGGGGACCAGACGCGUAUUCUCCAUUCAAGGGAGAUAACUCCAUGUAUAGUCAGCUCCUUGACGAUGAUGACAGCGGCAUCGUCAUGAGAACCAGCUCCCAGACUUCUCUAGAACAAUCAAAACCUGAUUUUGGUAAAUUUGAAAAUAACUGGAAACCAAAUGUUACUUCUGAAAGUCAGUCUUACGGUACUGAAGAAAUAAAUCAAAGGCCGCCACUGCCAGCCCCUCGUAAAAGUUUGAGUGGGGUUGGUUCUACCCAAGUGUUGAGUUCGAGUGGAACCGGCUCUACCCCAGUAAGCGACAGGUUGAUUGGGAGGCACGUUGCUGCAAGGGAAAGACCUAAACCACUCCCUAGACGCCAGUCUGUGGACAGUAAAGAUCAUGGUGAUACCAGCACAGACGAUGCAAAAGUGAAGAAUUUGCCAAAUAAUUCAGGAGACAAUUUAAUUACUCUUAAAGCCACCGACCCUGUGACUCCUAAGCCAGACCUGUUUGAUUUAGAAAGUGAGUUCAGUAAUUUAAAAAGCAGUGGGGAUUAUGUGGUACUUCGAGAGCCGAAGGUUUCGCGACGUAUAAGUACUGACGCUGACAAGCGGGCAAGCGUUUCUCGAAGCCCUGCUUUAAAACUGGGGCAGGACGAAACUCCAAAGCGUCCAAGCGUACGUCGAGAUAGAUCACCUGUGUCUCCGAUGGAUCCUUUGCCUCAGACAUCCGUGUUAGACUUUGACCCAUUGCUCGAUAGCCAGGCAGCGUUGCCCAGUUCACAAGGGGAUGCCACAAAGCCAAUUCUUACUACUGACAAUAACUCAGAUUCCUUGCUUCAUGACUGGCAUAUAGGACACUUGUCGACCAAUCUUUCCAGUAACUCACCAGUCAAGACACAUUCCCGUUCUAGCCCUAGCUUUCCUUAUGGACAAUACGCUUCCCGUCCCCCUAGACCCCAGCCUAUGAAUGCCCCCACUAUACCACAGUUUUAUUCCCCUCGACCAAACUCCAUACCCAGCCAACAAUGGCAUUUGGUCAAUGCUCCCAUGGGCACUCAAACACCAUUACCUCUCUCGCAAUCGAGACCUCAUGUUCCUGCAAGACCAGUAACAAAACCAGAUUUCACCAGACAAAUGAACAAGUCUAGUGCUGCAGUUAACCAGUCUGGUGCUGGAAACCAGUAUAAAGAUCCAUUUGCUGAUCUAAUAAACAUUACACAGUCCACAUCUGCAAACCAAUCUGCCAAACAGCCGCAAAAGCAGAAUUCUUGGGAAACAUUUAUUGAAUAACACAAAAGAACAAAAUAUUUAAUUUUCCAAGUAUUUUCAUCAAGUCUUUAUGUUUAUGAUAGCUUUACUAGCUUUACGACUUUCAAUUACCACAUUUUUAUAUCAACAUUAUUCAAAUAUGAUGGAAGAAUUUUCACUUUUCUGUAAAAAAAACAAUCCUAUACAGGUGGCAUACAUUUGUUUACAUUAAGUAAUUACUGAUGCAGAUGUAUACGUUUGUAUACUUAUUUUUAAUUAGAUAAAAUUAAAUAUUAUGUAAAAAUGGUCAGGGCUUUGCUACGUUAAUUUUAUGUUCAGUACUUGUUAUGUAGCAUUGUUUUUUACUGAUUUGAAAAAAACUGCAUUUAGCAUUAAUUGUUUGUAUCUCGGAACAUUGUUUCUAUAUCUGUUCUUGUGUGUGUGUGUUUUCAAGCUGGCUUCAUCAGGGUUAAGAAUUGUACAUUUUAAUUGUAAAAUUAUAAAAUUGUGAUACUUUUUUUAGGAUUGUGCAAUAUUUGUACCUUGUAUUACGUACAUGAAGAUGACAUUGUUUUCAUGACAUGGCAAACCGAACUACCGAAAUCUGUAGAUAUAUUCUUACAGUGUUCAUGAGUAAACUUUUGGAUACAGAUUGGGAAUAUAAAGUAAAACAUAAACAGUAUGAAGUGUUUUUUUUCUAAAUCUUAUAAAAAGACUUAUACUAAGCUUUCUCCCCCCCCCCCCCCCAUCAAAAGAUCUUUGGAUUGCAUAUUAUGAAAAUUACAGAAUCAUACAAUGUUUUAAUCUUUUCACCGUUUUUCAAUGCACCAGUAAUGACAAAGUGUUAAUUCUGUAAGAUGCUGAUGUUUUGUGUACUUGAGUAAUUACCUUUUACAUCAAGUCUUCACUGACAAAAUAACACCCCAUUGGUUUUACCAAAGCCUUAUUUCUCCUUUGUUAGUGAACAUCACUUGAAGCACAAAUAUUUUGAUGUUCUUUUUUUUUCUUUUCAAUAUAUCAGUUUAUCUUUAUCAUAUUUUCUGGUAUUUUAUUUUGUUUAUUACUUAAAAGUGAUUAAAAAAUAAGAGAAUGAUGGGAUAAAUAAAAUACCUGGAAAAUAAUGAAUAUAGCCAACAAUUUGGUAAAGGUUUUCGAAUCCUCGCUAAACAAACAUGUCUGUACCCAGAGUGGAAUAAACAGAUCUGUUUUCGAGAGUGAAUUAAACAUAUUUGUAUACAGAGAUAUAUAUACACAUCAUUCUGUAUCCAAAGUGAAAAAGACACAUAUGUACACAGAGUAAAAUAAAAAACAACUGUAUCCAACACAGAGCAUGUAUUGUCUAUUUACACAACUUUGAAUAUUGCAGGACUAAGAUAGUAUCAGUUAAGUUAAGUAUUAUCAAAUCUAACUUACUGACGUCUAAAGAGUAUAAUUAUGCGUCCACAUUCCAAUUUAUCAAACAAGUGACAUUGUCAUGGAAACUUUCUGUAAGAAUUAUGUAAUAUUAUCUGCAGUGUUAGUCUUAGGAAAGAGAUUAUUAUUUAUGUUUGUAUGUGUUUCACAUUGUUAUUUUUUAUGUACUGGUACACCAUAUCUAUACAUUUGUAUUCAAAUGCUAAUUAUUUCUUCACAGAUGUUGAAUUUAUCCAAUCAAUUUCUUCUUCAAAAAAGUCCACGCAUGCAUAAAUGUGGGUCUGGUUACUUUUUAUCUGUGUACUUAUAAAUAAAUACAAUAGAUAUGAAGUACAUGCAUGUUAUGCAAUGUAAAAAUAAUACAUUAAAAUAUUCACAUUUAAUAGGGCAUUUCAAGCUUUUUGAGUUUGCUAUCGGUAAUAAUUCAGAAAAUACUUGUAGUAGAAUUUGCAUUUUUUCAUUACUCAUUAGUGAAAUUGUUCCCUAAAUUUACUGUCUAUAAGAACUGUCCGGCAAAAAGGUCAGUUUUACUUCAUACAACAAAAAGUUUUGUGGCAAAAAUCAGUUUGUCCAAACUAAGUAUUUUGAAAAAAAAAUCAACUGUCUACAGGAAGAGGAAUUCACGAGGACCCGCUUGCCAACAGCCACUAAAAUUUGUGGCGAGCCCCUAGACUUUAUAAGACAUCUAAAGAAGAAGUAUUGAGAGCAGAAUAAUGUGCAGCUGCUGUCAAAAUGUUAGUUUCUGUACCUCUUUGUAGGUACUUAUUUCUCGUACUUUGCAAAACUUUUGAAUGCAACUUGUUUACUACCCAAAACAAUAUAAUUUAGAUAUCGUGUCAUUUUGUAAAUUGUCUCUCACUAUGUUAAAACUUCUUUCAAAAGUGUGUUCAUGUUUCAUUCCAAAGCAUAUGUGUUUUGCACAAACAAUGCCAACAGUAAAACAACAUGUACAAUGUUUUGUACAUUUAUGUAGUGCUGAAUUGUAUCUAAUAUUGUUUUAUUAUACAGUUUGCUUCUAUCAUUUCUGCACAUCUUUGAAGCCAGUCUGCAUCAUAGUAGUUCAUAGCUGUUUUUAUUUCAAUUUUGGCAUUUGUCAACAUUAAAACUGCAGUAUACACAAA
Molecule: messenger RNA, 5826 nt
Organism: Dreissena polymorpha
Lineage: Eukaryota; Metazoa; Mollusca; Bivalvia; Myida; Dreissenidae
Product: DENN domain-containing protein 1A-like
Exons: 23
Coding region: 149-3334 (1061 amino acids)
Biological process (GO): endocytic recycling; endocytosis
Cellular component (GO): intracellular membrane-bounded organelle; cytosol
Molecular function (GO): phosphatidylinositol phosphate binding; guanyl-nucleotide exchange factor activity
Source: RefSeq, a predicted model, not a curated record